GAUCGCGCACUUGCAGACACACUCAUACUCAUACACAUACACGGGCAGUGGGAGACCCAUUUUUCAUUGUUGAGAGUAAGAGAAAUCAAUCAUGGCGGCAUUACCAUUAUCGACUCCUUCAACCUGUUCUUGCUGCUACUGUUGCUAUUCCUCUUCCGCUUCCAUUUCUCGACUUGUUGAAUUCAAUAAUUUCAGAUUCGGAAAUGGCUACAAUAAUUCCAGGAAGUUGUUGUUUUCUUCCAUGAAAAAACCCUUAAUUGCUAGAAAAUGUCUUAUGGUUCGGAAUGUUUUCAGUGAAUCUAAGCCUCAAUUGGAGGAGUCUGUCGUCGACCAAGUCCUCCUUCCAGGUCCUCCAAGCAUUUUGAACCCAUCAAGUAUAGAUUCCUCUUCAAUAGCUUCAAGUAUCACAUACCAUGCAGAAUUCACCCCAUUGUUCUCUCCACAUGAGUUUUCUCUUCCUAAAGCUUUUUACGCUGCUGCACAAAGUGUUAGGGAUUCACUUAUUAUCAACUGGAAUGCUACUUAUGACCAUUAUGAGAAGAUGAACGUGAAACAAGCUUACUAUUUGUCAAUGGAAUUUCUUCAGGGGAGAGCAUUGUUGAAUGCAAUUGGGAAUUUAGAACUUACUGAUGCUUAUGGAGACGCUUUGAAAAAGCUCGGACACAAUCUUGAAGCUGUUGCUUGUCAGGAAAGAGAUGCUGCACUUGGAAAUGGCGGUCUUGGGAGGCUUGCUUCUUGCUUUCUUGACUCUUUAGCUACAUUAAAUUAUCCUGCAUGGGGUUAUGGACUAAGAUACAAGUAUGGAUUAUUUAAACAAAUGAUAACCAAGGAUGGUCAAGAGGAAGUUGCUGAGAAUUGGCUUGAGAUUGCUAAUCCAUGGGAAAUUGUGAGAAAUGAUGUUUCCUAUCCGAUCAAGUUUUAUGGAAAGGUUGUUAUUGGCUCGGAUGGUAGAAGUCAUUGGAUUGGGGGAGAGGAUAUUAAGGCUGUUGCUUAUGAUGUUCCGAUUCCUGGGUAUCAAACCAAAACCACCAUCAGUCUUCGACUGUGGUCUACCACAGUACCUUCAGAAGAAUUUGACCUAUCUGCUUUUAAUGCUGGGGAACACACCAAAGCAAAUGAAGCUCUUGCAAACGCAGAAAUGAUCUGUAGCAUACUAUACCCUGGCGAUGAGUCAAGGCAAGGAAAGGUUCUUCGUCUAAAGCAACAAUACACCCUAUGUUCGGCUUCUUUGCAAGACAUCAUUUCACAGUUUGAAAGGAGAUCAGGGGAAAAUGUAAAAUGGGAAGAAUUUCCAGAAAAAGUAGCAGUGCAGAUGAAUGACACUCAUCCGACAUUGUGUAUACCAGAAUUAAUGAGGAUACUAAUUGAUGUCAAAGAACUUGACUGGAAAGAAGCUUGGAAUAUUACUCAAAGAACUGUGGCAUAUACAAAUCAUACUGUUCUGCCGGAGGCUUUAGAGAAGUGGAGUUUUGAACUUAUGCAAACCUUGCUUCCUCGACAUGUUGAGAUCAUUGAGAAAAUAGAUGAGGAGCUAGUUAAUACCAUAAUUUCUGAAUAUGGUAGUGAUAAUCCUGAAUUACUGAUGGAAAAAUUAAAUGAAAUGAGGAUACUGGAGAACUUUGAUCUUCCAAGUUCAGUGGCAAGUUUGAUUAAAGAAAAGAUAACAUGCCAAGAGGAAGAGGAUGAAGGAAUUGAAAUUACCGAGGUACAGGAUGAACUGGAUGCUGUAGAGGAAUGUGAAGAAGAUGUUGAGGAGAAGGAAGUGGUAAAGCUAGUUCCAAAACCCUCAAAAAUGGUGAGGAUGGCUAACUUGUGUAUAGUAGGGGGUCACGCUGUGAAUGGGGUUGCGGAAAUUCACAGCCAAAUAGUCAAGGAACAAGUUUUCCGUGAUUUCUAUGAGUUGUGGCCAGAGAAGUUUCAGAAUAAAACAAAUGGAGUAACACCUAGAAGAUGGAUCCGGUUCUGCAAUCCGGAUUUAAGCAGAAUUUUAACAAAAUGGAUUGGGUCAGAAGACUGGGUUCUGAACACUGAGAGACUUGCUGACCUACGCAAGUUCGCAGAUAACAUAGAUCUUCAUUCUGAAUGGAUGGAAGCAAAAAGGAUCAACAAACAAAAGGUUGUUUCUCUUCUUAAAGAAAGAACAGGUUACACAGUGAGCCCAGAUGCAAUGUUUGAUAUACAGAUCAAGCGUAUUCAUGAAUACAAGCGACAGCUCCUGAAUAUAUUGGGAAUUGUAUACCGCUACAAGAAAAUGAAAGAAAUGAGUGCAGUGGAAAGAGAAGCCAAAUAUGUUCCAAGAGUUUGUAUAUUUGGAGGAAAGGCUUUUGCCACAUAUGUGCAGGCUAAAAGAAUAGUGAAAUUUAUCACUGAUGUAGGUGCUACAAUCAACAAUGAUCCUGAAAUUGGUGAUCUGUUGAAGGUUGUGUUUGUCCCUGAUUACAAUGUUAGUGUUGCAGAAUUACUGAUCCCUGCCAGUGAGCUUUCGCAGCAUAUAAGCACUGCUGGGAUGGAGGCUAGUGGAACUAGCAAUAUGAAGUUUGCAAUGAAUGGCUGCAUCUUAAUUGGGACUCUGGAUGGUGCGAAUGUUGAGAUAAGAGAGGAAGUUGGAGAAGACAACUUCUUUCUGUUUGGUGCUCGAGCACAUGAGAUUGCUGAGUUGAGGAAGGAACGAGCCGAGGGCAAGUUUGUGCCGGACCCACGUUUUGAAGAAGUGAAGGAGUAUGUUCGAAGUGGUAUCUUUGGUUCACAGAAUUACGAUGAACUGCUUUGGUCUUUGGAAGGAGAUGAAGGAUUUGGCCGUGGCGAUUACUUCCUUGUCGGCAAAGACUUCCCUAGUUAUAUAGAAUGCCAAGAAAAGGUCGACGAGGCAUAUAGAGAUCAAAGGAGAUGGACAACAAUGUCGAUCCUGAAUACAGCUGGUUCAUUCAAGUUCAGCAGUGACCGAACCAUCCAUGAAUAUGCUAAGGAUAUUUGGAAUAUUCAGCCAGUUAAACUGCCAUGAACUCAUCUCACUCGAAUUGCUCCCACGCCCCGGUUUUAUACUUUUACAUGAAUGUCUCGCUGAAUAAAGUUUCGUUGGGCUCCUUGUAUUAAGCUGCAUGUGUAAUGUGUUGUCAUUGCAUAUGCUAAAAUAGUAUGUAUUCUCUCAUGAUGGAUGGAACAAUAAUCGAAACCAAUGUACUAUAUGCAAUAUUUUGUCCUGUUCCUCAAUUUCAACUUCAAUAGGUUAAAAUUUCUUCAUA
Molecule: messenger RNA, 3242 nt
Organism: Amaranthus tricolor (Joseph's coat)
Lineage: Eukaryota; Viridiplantae; Streptophyta; Magnoliopsida; Caryophyllales; Amaranthaceae
Product: alpha-1,4 glucan phosphorylase L isozyme, chloroplastic/amyloplastic
Exons: 15
Coding region: 92-3001 (969 amino acids)
Biological process (GO): glycogen catabolic process
Cellular component (GO): cytoplasm
Molecular function (GO): pyridoxal phosphate binding; glycogen phosphorylase activity
Source: RefSeq, a predicted model, not a curated record